Saccoglossus kowalevskii is the source of this 2168-nucleotide messenger RNA. RefSeq names its product histone-binding protein RBBP7. The record is from RefSeq and is a predicted model, not a curated record. Gene Ontology annotation, molecular function: protein binding. NCBI's taxonomy places the organism in Eukaryota, Metazoa, Hemichordata, Enteropneusta, Harrimaniidae.
GUCACUUUGUUCUCUGAAAGAUCUCAUUUUGUCUGGCGUGUGUUGUUGCGUUUUUGGUUAGGAAAACGUCAUUUCGAACAGAAAAUGGCUGACAAAGAUGGAGAAACGUUUGAUGAUGCUGUGGAAGAGAGAGUUAUAAAUGAAGAGUACAAAAUUUGGAAGAAAAACACUCCAUUUCUUUAUGAUUUGGUGAUGACACAUGCAUUAGAAUGGCCAAGUCUCACAGCACAAUGGUUACCAGAUGUAUCAAGGCCUGAAGGAAAAGACUACUCCGUACACAGGCUUGUUUUGGGUACUCACACGUCAGAUGAACAGAAUCAUUUGCUGAUUGCCAGCGUUCAGUUGCCCAAUGCAGAUACACAAUUUAAUGCAUCACAAUAUGAUAGUGAAAAAGGAGAGUUUGGUGGUUUUGGGUCAGUGAGUGGCAAAAUAGAGAUAGAAAUAAAAAUUAACCAUGAAGGUGAAGUUAAUAGAGCUCGAUAUAUGCCACAGAAUCCUUGCGUUAUAGCUACUAAAACGCCUACAUGUGAUGUUUUAGUUUUUGAUUACACAAAGCAUCCAUCCAAACCGGAUCCGAGUGGUGAAUGCCAUCCAGAUCUGCGACUUCGUGGACAUCAAAAAGAAGGCUAUGGGUUGUCUUGGAACCCUAAUUUAAACGGACACCUACUGAGUGCUUCUGAUGACCAUGUAAGUACGCCUCUGAAUGCCGCUACAGAUUCAUAUGGUAAUUCAGGACCCGCGACGAUUUGUUUGUGGGAUAUAAAUACUGUUCCAAAGGAGAACCGAGUUAUUGAUGCUAAGACUAUAUUUACUGGGCAUACUGCUGUUGUGGAAGAUGUUUCAUGGCAUCUCCUUCAUGAAAGUCUUUUUGGAUCAGUUGCUGAUGAUCAAAAAUUAAUGAUCUGGGACACGAGGUCUAAUAAUCCAAACAAACCAAGUCACACUGUGGAUGCUCAUACUGCAGAGGUGAAUUGUUUAUCGUUUAAUCCGUACAGUGAAUUUAUUCUUGCAACUGGUUCAGCUGAUAAGACUGUAGCAUUAUGGGACUUGCGGAAUUUGAAAUUAAAAUUACAUUCCUUUGAAUCUCAUAAAGACGAAAUAUUUCAAGUACAGUGGUCACCACAUAACGAGACAAUAUUAGCUUCCAGUGGUACAGAUAGAAGGCUACACGUGUGGGAUCUCAGUAAAAUUGGGGAAGAACAGUCAGCUGAGGAUGCCGAAGAUGGACCCCCUGAAUUGCUGUUUAUUCAUGGUGGUCACACUGCCAAGAUUUCAGACUUUUCAUGGAAUCCAAAUGAACCCUGGGUAAUAUGCUCUGUAUCAGAAGAUAACAUAAUGCAAGUAUGGCAGAUGGCUGAAAAUAUCUAUAAUGACGAAGAACCUGACACUCCUGCAUCUGAAUUAGAGCCGUCGACAUCCUAAACACUACGUGUAAAUAACUUGGCUCAAUACAAAUCUACUGACGCAUCCUAUGGAAGCUUAGGUGUACAUAACUGACAAAACAAUGUUGUCAACUUGCAGUUUUAUCUAAUUGAUGCAGCAGGUAUUCAACACGAGCAGGAUAUCAUGGCGCUAUAUCAACUUCAUAGAUGGCGGGGGGGGGGGUGAUCCAAUUUUUAUCAGAUGAUUAUUGUCACUAUAUGUUGUACAUGCUUCCUUAAACUUUGUAUCGUUAAUUAGCAGUGUGCAAAUUUUAACUUCACAAAGUUGUUUGCUUUCUAUACUUUUUCACAUAAAAACAAAAAAUUAUACCGGAGUAUCUUAUUGUCAGGAUUAAUCAAAUCUUAGAUACUUAUUUGAAUUAUUUACUAGUCUGAUCUGAAGUGAAAGGAAACUAUCCAACUUAUUAAAUUCAAUUUCCAAUAAAACCCUGAAACUGCGAAGCAUGCUGAAAUAAACAAUUGUUUGAGGAUGUACCAUGGAAUGAUUGUGAUAGAACCAGUCGUGUAUUUGUAUAUAUAAAAGUGCAGUGAACCCUUCCAUGUCCCGAUACAUUAUUUUGAGCAUAAGCAUGCCUACAAUGAAUUGAAUCUUUUACAGUACAUUAUAUUUGUAGAGAACUUAAAAUUUAGUUUAUUACUAUAAAAAAACAAUUUUUGAGAAAAUGUCCUUAUUUGAGUAAUAGAAAUAUAGUAAUUUUCAUUAUUAAAGUCACUGAUAUAAAAGUU